Messenger RNA from Colletotrichum spaethianum, 1038 nucleotides. RefSeq lists its product as uncharacterized. The record is from RefSeq and is a predicted model, not a curated record. The transcript has a single exon. NCBI's taxonomy places the organism in Eukaryota, Fungi, Ascomycota, Sordariomycetes, Glomerellales, Glomerellaceae. Bases 1 to 1038 code for a protein of 345 amino acids.
AUGCCCGAACUCCAUAGUUCCCGCGCCAUGGAGACGGUCCUCGCCGUUCCGGAGCUCCUGGAGGCCAUCUUGGUCCAAGUCGACAUGAGGACGCUGCUGGUUUCAGCGUGCCGCGUGAGCAGGACCUGGAAAGCUCUCAUGGAUGAAUCUCCUGUCCUCCAACAAGCUCUCUUCUUCAAGCCGGUGUCCAAUGUGUCCAGAGCAGCCAUCCACGGGCUCGAGGGGGCCGCCUUCCCAAAAAUCCCAAGCGAAUACGCGCUUUCCACAAACGAUGCGCGACUCAUCAACCCUCUCCUCGCAGAGAAAUUUGACAAGUGCUUCUUCGACUUUGGGCCGACGUACUCGUAUCACCGUCGUGCAAACUCCUUCUACGAGCUUCCGUGGUCAACCCGCCCAGAACCGGUCCAGGCCGAACAAGAAUACUGGGGAGGCUGGAGCCAAGUCAGGCCGCUUGAGCUUGACGAAGAAUUAGCACAGGCCUUGGCAGAAUCCCGACGGCGGUUCACCCGUCGCGGCGCAAGCUGGCGGCGGAUGCUCGUCUCUCAGCCCCCACCUCCCUCACUGGGAUACAUGUGCUUUGAUAUCCGAAGCCUAGCGGCAGAGGACCAGCAAGUCUCCAGCUCGCUGAUUCAGCCAAGCCUUCAUACUGCCUCUGUAGGUCUCCAGAUGGGAGAGCUCUACGACGUUGUCCAGCACAAAUCUGGACAUCACGGGCGUCACUCUCUCUGGUUCAGGGUUCUCUGGGGCCAGCCAGCCGCUCGGUUCGCAUUUACGCACGUCAAAGACACAUUUGAGAAGUUGAUGGCGCAGACGAGUGUCGUCGUGGAGUUGAUGCACGCCGACGACUAUUCCCUCCCAAACCACCCGCAGGAUCCGGCGGAAGUUGGGGUAUUUGACGCUGCUUUUCGGUGCGAGGAGUACCGCGAGGUGAAGAUCGAGACCGAAGAGACGGGGGCAGAGGGCGCUGAGUUUCCUGACUUCCAUCCUGGUUAUGUUGUUUGGCAUUGGAAGCUGACCGACGACGAGAGGGCAUCCUGA